Molecule: messenger RNA, 2703 nt
Organism: Fraxinus pennsylvanica
Lineage: Eukaryota; Viridiplantae; Streptophyta; Magnoliopsida; Lamiales; Oleaceae
Source: the annotation of a GenBank genome assembly
AUGGUGGAUCGGUGUAGCAGGGUGGUUUUGGUUUGUGUUGUGUCGUUUUUCUUGCUAAUUGAUUGUACAGUAGGGCAGCAAUUCUUGGUGUCAAGGCAAGAAAGAUUGGCUCUGCUUCAACUGAGAUCUUCAUUAGGGUUGAGGGCAAAAGAGUGGCCUAUAAAAUCCGACCCAUGUACUGCCUGGGCGGGAAUCAAAUGCACAAAUGGGCGUAUUACAGGGAUCAACGUUUCCGGGUUCAUGAGGACUCGAAAGGGAAGUCAAAACCCCCAGUUCUCGGUGGAUGCCCUUCAGAGUUUCACCUUUUUAUCCUCAUUCAAUGCUUCGAAUUUGGCACUUCCGGGUUCUAUUCCUGAGUGGUUUGGUCUUAGACUUGGCUCACUCCAAGUGCUUGAUCUUCGGUCUUGUUCAAUUGCUGGUGCUAUUCCAUUUACUCUUGGCAAUUUGAGUAGCUUAGCUGAACUUUAUUUGUCUGAUAAUAAUCUUACUGGAAUAGUUCCUACAAGUUUAGGUCGGUUGUUGCGCCUUUCUGUACUUGAUCUUUCGCGGAAUUCCCUCUCAGGAUUGAUUCCGGGGUCAUUUUCAGCCCUCAGGAACCUUACUUUGCUUGAUAUGUCUUUGAAUUUCUUCUCUGGGUCAAUUCCUCCGGAAAUUGGCACUUUGUCUAGGCUUCAGUACUUGAAUCUUUCAGGCAACAGUUUGUCAUCUUCUAUACCUGCCAAAUUCGGCAACCUUUCCAAUCUGGUUGACCUUGAUCUCAGUAUUAAUUCAUUAUUGGGAUCCAUUCCCACCGAUUUGAGAGGGUUGAUAAACUUGCAGAAAUUGAUAAUUGGGCAUAAUAUCCUAUCUGGAACAUUGCCUGGUGAUUUGUUUUCCCCUUUGACUCAGUUGCAGUAUUUGGUUUUGAGCCAUAAUAGCUUCACUGGUGAUUUUCCAUAUGUGCUGUGGUCAAUGCUCCAAUUGCGGUUUCUAGAUGCCUCGAGUAACAACUUUACUGGUACAAUGCCCAAUCUUAGCUUGAAUGUUAAUGCCAGUGUUGCCGUAUUUAACAUUUCACAGAAUUUUUUUUAUGGGAAUCUUACAUCUGUAAUAAGGAGAUUCGGUUUUAUUGAUGUGUCGGGUAAUUAUCUCCAAGGUAGGGUUCCAGAUUAUGCUAGUAGAAACACAACUUUAAGUAGGAACUGCCUUCGGAAUGUGGCAAGUCAAAGGAGUGUCAGUGAAUGCACAUCGUUCUAUGCCGAGAUGGGCCUGGUGUUUGAUAAUUUUGGAAUGCCAAAUGGCAUUCAGCCUCUUCCACCUAAAUCUGACAAGAGCCACCGAAAAAUAAUAAUUCUGGCAUCUGUUUUGGGGGCUUCUGGGCUCAUUGCACUCUUGGCAAUUGUGUUUGUACUGCAGAUUUUAUGCAAGCGCAAAAAUGGCGCAACAAACCAGAGGGGCGUUGUCGUGGGGCCUGUUCCUGCAAAUGGAAGUUCAACUCCUGAAGCUUCGCUAAAUUUUUCUAGUCUAGGAGACACAUUUACCUACAAGCAAAUUCUUGAAGCCACGGGUGAAUUCGGUUAUGUAAAUCUGAUCAAGAAUGGCCAUUCUGGUGACUUCUUCCGCGGUAUCCUUCAGAAUGCGAACCCUAUAGUCAUCAAAAAAAUCGAUUUGCGUUCAUCGGUCAAAAAGGAAACAUAUAUGUUAGAAUUGGACCUGUUUAGCAAGGUUUCUCAUCAAAGAUUGGUACCUCUAUUGGGACACUGCUUGGAGAAUGAGAACGAGAAGUUUCUCAUUUACAAAUACAUGCCAAAUGGAGACCUAUCCAGUUCAUUGUUCAAGAAAACAAAUUCAGAUGAUGACAGUUUACAGUCACUGGAUUGGAUAACGAGAUUGAAAAUUGCAAUUGGAGCUGCAGAAGGUUUAUCUUACCUACACCAUGAAUGUACUCCACCAUUUGUUCAUAGGGACAUUCAAGCCAGUAGCAUACUUCUUGAUGAUAAAUUUGAAGUGCGGUUAGGAAGCUUGAGCGAAGUUUGUGUUCAAGAGGGGGACACACAUCAAAAUAGAAUCACAAGGUUGCUGCGGUUGCCACCGACAUCAGACCAAGGUACUUCAGGUAUGACGAAUGCAACGUGUGCUUAUGAUGUUUACUGCUUCGGAAAGGUUUUGCUCGAGCUCGUAACAGGCAAGUUGGGUAUCAGUUCAUCAACCAAUGCCACGACGGAGUGGUUAGAAGCGACAUUACCUUACAUCAGUAUAUACGAUAAGGAACUUGUGGCAAACAUUGUCGACCCCUCAUUAAUCAUAGACGAGGAUCUGCUGGAGGAAGUGUGGGCCAUGGCAAUUGUUGCGAAAUCUUGCCUCAAUCCCAAGCCCACAAGACGGCCUCUAAUGAGAUAUAUUCUUAAAGCUUUGGAGAACCCUUUGAAAGUUGUAAGAGACGAGCAUACGAGCUCAGCAAUGCUUAGAACUACUUCCUCGAGAGGGUCGUGGAAUGCUGCCCUAUUUGGCAGCUGGCGUCAAAGCUCUUCAGAUGUGGCGGCCAUGCCAGCUGUCCCUUCUCGAAAAGCAGAACAUGCUAGCAUUUUAAAACAUUCGGGUUCUCAAGAAAGUGGGCAAAACGAUGAAGGACAUGGUCAUUCGUUUUCAACCAGAAGACACUCCAAAGAGAUCUUCCCCGAACCCUUGAACUUGCAAGACGUAGAGCGAGUAAAUCAGGACUAA